CCAGUCGAUCCUUUGCGAAGUAAGCACGAGGAUGAAAGUGAUUGCGUUACUCUUGGCUACGGCAUGCCUGGUCCAUGCCACGCAGGUGCCCACUCAGACCGCCGACAAGACAUACCUUCUUAAGCAGAAGAGCAUCUAUGAGCUCUUCUGGCAUGUUGAUCAACCAACUGUCUACCAUCCGGAACUUUACCAAAAAGCGCGAUCCUUCAGCCUCGAAGAUAACAUUGCUUCUUUUACCGAUCAGGCGGCAGUGACCGAAUUUCUGCAGCGAUGGAAACACGGAAUGCUCCCACGAGGGGAAAUGUUUUCUAUAACUUAUCCUCAGCAUUACCAAGAAGCGGUUUGCUUCUUCCGCGUUUUAUAUUCCGCCAAAGAUUUUGACACUUUCUACAAUAUUGCAGUAUGGGCACGUUUCCACAUGAACGAAUGUAUGUACAAAUACGUGUUGGGUGUUGCUGUGAUCCAUCGACCGGAUACCAAUAACAUCCUUCUGCCUCCUAUUUACGAAAUAUUCCCACAUUACUUCUUCAACGAGGACGUUUUGCAUAAAGCCUAUUGUAUUGCGAUGGGCGAUUUGCAAGCAGGUAUGAAGAAAACAAUUGGUAAUGUAGACUAUUAUUACAUUCCUUCCAAUUACACUAGUUGGCAUAUGUUUGGGAAUGAAAUGCCGGAACAACAAAAAUUAAGCUACUUCCUUGAGGAUGUCGGUUUAAACACGUUCUAUUUUGCAAUGAAUCAUAAUUUCCCAAUGUGGAUGAACAGCACUCACUAUAAUAUGCCCCAACACAUUCGUGGCGAAUCGCAUAUAUUCAAUCACAAACAAAUACUCAAUCGCUACUAUUUGGAAAGAUUGUCCAAUGAUAUGGGUGAGAUCACAUACAUCGAUUUAAACAAGCCUAUUGUUCCUGGCUACUAUCCAACGAUGCAGCAUCACAAUGGAUUAUCGUUCCCACAACGUCACAUUGGUUCCGAGAUUCCUCUUCACGCGCACAAAUAUAUCCAGGCCAUACGAGAUAUCCACACUCGCAUUUCUGAUGCCAUUGAGAAAGGCUACGUCGUUGACAUGAAUGGCAAACACAUCGACAUUUACAACAUCAUAGAUCAUGGUUUAAAUUAUCUUGGCAACGUGAUACAGGGCAAUGCCGAUUCCGUCAAUCCUAUAUACUACGGACAGUUGGAACAUUUAUACAAAAAAGUUCUCGGUAUGGGCCCGAUUCAGGCCACCAAACACACGACAGUUCCCACUGCUCUCGAACUCUUCUCUACCACCUUAAGGGACCCUGUAUUCUAUGGAAUCCAAAAGAAUAUCGCUACUCACUGGAUGAGAUAUAAGGAACGCUUGCCGAGCUACACACACGAGGAACUCGUUUUCCAGGGUGUUACGAUCGAAUCCGUCACCGUCGACAAGUUGUUGACUUUCUUCGACCACUUUGAAUCAAUGCUCAACAACGCCGUAUCGGUACGCAGCCACAAGGAAGCUCAAUCUUUGUUGAUAAAAGCACGUCAUUAUCGUCUUAAUCAUAAACCUUUUACCUAUCACAUCACCAUCAACAGCGACAAAAAUGUCAAGGGAGUUGUUCGUGUCUUCCUUGGACCCAAAUACGAUGUUCACGGCCACGAACUGGAUAUAAGCGAGAAUUAUAUGAACUUUUUCGAGAUGGAUCAAUGGCACGUUGACCUGAAACCUGGAACCAACAAGAUUGAGCGCAAUAGUUACGAAUCUAUCUAUGUCGUUCCGGAUGAGAUGCCAAGCGAGGUUCUGUACAAGAAGGUGAUGAAAGCUGUCGAGGGUGGCGAGACUUUCACUUACCCAGGCCAGAUUUACGGUUUCCCCGACCGUUUAAUGCUUCCUAAAGGCAAGAAAGAGGGUAUGGCGUUCAAACUCUUCGUGUGCGUAUCAUACUUUGAUGAGACAAGAGCCAUCAAGGUGGAUUCUCCCAUUUGGGGUCCAAGAGUGAUGGCGGACCCUCUACCAUUGGGAUAUCCGCUCGACAGACCGGUUCAUGCCUUCAACUUCACUGCACCCAAUUUCCACAUGAGGGAUGUUCUGAUUUUCCACAAGCAGGCGGAAGAAUUGAAUCUCACCGACAUAGAAGACAUAGAAUCUCGAAUAUCGGCAGCCAUUGAUUCAGCCUUUAUCUUGGAUGCAACUGGUAAAAUGAUCAACACCUACACAUCCGAGGGUCUCAACAUUCUUGGUAAUAUUAUUGAGGGCAAUAUGGAUUCCUGCAAUCUCGAUUUUUACGGCAGCAUCGAUCUACUAGCGAGAAAAAUCUUUGGAUACAACUUGGAACCGUCAACCUCAUAUCAGAUUAUACCUAGUGCCCUCGAGUUUUACAGCACGUCCAUGAGAGAUCCUGCAUUCUAUCGUUUUUUACAAAAAAGAAUAUUGUACUACUACUUUAGGUACAAAUUGCAUCAGAAAUCAUACAACAAGAACGAAAUUAUUUAUCCCGAAUUGAAGAUCGAGUCCUUUGUCGUAGAUAAAUUAACUACCUAUUUUGAUCAGUUUGAUACUUCGAUCAGCAAUGGUUUGGUAAUUGAUGAUGCAAAGGAAGUGGAAAACACGUUGAUCAAAAUUCGUCAGUAUCGUCCGAAUCACAAGCCAUUUAGCUUCCAUCUCUCUAUCAACGCCGAGAAAUCUAUGAAAGCCGUGAUAUGUAUUUUCCUCGGACCAAAGUAUGACACUCAUCACAAAGCGAUUGAUUUCGCUGAAUACGCAAUAUACUUUUAUGAAAUGGACAACUGGGUAAUCGAUCUAAACGCCGGUGUGAACAAGAUUGUUCGAAAUAGUCAAGACUGCUUCUUCGCCGUACCCAAUCCGGAACCGAGCGAAAUACUAUACAAGAAGUUGCUUAAGGCCUUGGAUGGUUCCGAUGAAUUCUCGUACGCGGAAAGAAUCUAAGGAUUUCCUGAGCGUUUGCUUUUGUCCAAGGGCAAGAAAAAUGGUAUGCCUUUCCAGAUCUUUGUAUACAUCAAUCCGGUCGAAGGAGAACUGAUUCCUUCUAUGUCCCGCGUCUUUGGUGGCUAUAAAUUUGACAAUAAGUCAUACAGAUUCCCCUUGGAUAAACGUUUCCGCUACGAUGGAUCGAACAUGAUGUUGAAAGAUAUUAUGAUCUAUCACAAGGACGAGACGGAGUUGAACGUGACUAAUUAAUCGCUAUUUACGUUUUAAAUCUGUCAUUAUUUGAUUCAAUUAUACUGCAAUCAAUCAUGCUUCUAAAUGUAUCAAAAUGAAGUACAAUACGUUUUAGGUCUUUUACAAUAAAGAUUUUUUUAUGAAUC
Molecule: messenger RNA, 3285 nt
Organism: Trachymyrmex cornetzi
Lineage: Eukaryota; Metazoa; Arthropoda; Insecta; Hymenoptera; Formicidae
Product: allergen Cr-PI-like
Source: RefSeq, a predicted model, not a curated record